Molecule: messenger RNA, 3283 nt
Organism: Stegastes partitus (bicolor damselfish)
Lineage: Eukaryota; Metazoa; Chordata; Actinopteri; Pomacentridae
Gene: basp1
Product: brain abundant, membrane attached signal protein 1
Exons: 2
Coding region: 129-788 (219 amino acids)
Source: RefSeq, a predicted model, not a curated record
UGCAGCAGGCACAAGCCGCUGGGCGCGCAGGAGAAGCCGCAAAAAAAUCCAGCAGCCGCUACUCGAACCUGCGAGGAGAGCAGAGGGAGCGUCGGAACUUCGGUGUUAGACGAGGCCAGAGAUCCAAAAUGGGAGGCAAGCUCAGCAAAAAGAAGAAGGGCUACAACGUAAACGAUGACAAGGCCAAAGACAAGGACGCCAAAGCAGAGGGAGCCUCUGCUGAGGAGAGCGAAGCACCGAAAGACAACAAGGAUGAGGCUCCGGCUGCCACCGACGCCAAGGAGGUAGCGAACGACACGGCGGCAAAGGAUGCGCCGGCGGCCGACGCUGCGCCGGCCAAAGACGAGGAGAAGAACGCAGCUCCGGCCACGAAGGAGGCGGAGAAACCUGCCGCCAACGCUGAGCCGAAAACGGAGGCGCCCAAGAGCUCGGAGCCCGCCAAGGCCGAGGAGAAACCAGCCGCCGCCCCGGCCAAAGAGUCGGCCCCCGCCGCCAAGGAGCCCGAGGCGAAGGCGGCGGCGGCGGCACCUGCCCCUGCAGCCGAGAGCAAAGGUGAGGCCGACGCCAAAAAGACUGAGGCCCCCGCGGCGCCAGCAGCCAAAGCCGAGGCGGCUCCAGCUGCCUCCCCCGAGCCCAAGACCACAGAGGCAGCAGCAGCAGCACCGCCGAAGGAGGCCGCCGCCGCAGCCGCCGCCGCUAGUUCAACACCAGCCGCCGAACCUCCCGCCAAGGAGGCAAACGCCACAGAGGCACCAAGCAAGGAUCAAACCGUAGCAGUUCAAGAUUAAUGGACAGCUUCUUUUCGGAAAUGAAGAAAUAAAAUUACCUAACUCAACAAGGAUGAAGAUUAAAAAAAUGAAAUGAAAUUUACUAGCCCACCCAUAUUCUGAUGAUAACAAUAAUAAUAAUAAUUGUAAUGAUGCUGAUUUGUUGGAUGAGGAGGACUGAAGCAAACACCUGGAGAAGUUUCCCACCGCUGCAGAUGAUUAUUGCUAUUAUUAUUGUUAUGUUUUAUUCUAUUUUUUUCUGCUGUAGUAUUUGAACUUUGAUACGAGUCUGUGUCGGCCUCUUCAUUCCACCUCCAUCGUCCUUCACACUCAUUCAGAGGUUCAACCCGUUUCCCAUCUCAGCCCACAGAAGCUUCACGCGUUCAGCUCUGUGGACGUCCACAGUUUGGGAAAUGGUUCAGAUGGAAGGAGGGGAGGCUGAGAAUCUCUUUACCAGCUGAAUCCAUCCACUGCAGCUCCCCUCCGCUCAUCCUCCUCUUCAGAGUAUCGUGUUCUCGGCUUUUGGCCUCCAGUUCUUCGGUGCCGUGGAGUCGUGGUUGUGUUUUAUUUCAACUCAUCCUCCCUUUAGCUUUUCGAUUUUGUUGGGUUUUGUCGCGACCACUUUGCCCUCGUUCACGGGGGAGCUUAAAUCCAUCGUGAGGAGCGAGAAUGUUCAGGCUUUCUAAGACAUUUAAAGGUUGACAACGGCCGGCUUUGCAGAAAAAAACACGUUCUUAGAUGUGCUAAUCAGUUGUAGGAAUUUUUCAGAUAAACUUCUACAUUUUGUACUGAAACCCUUAGGUAUAUUGUAAGUAAACUAAGUGGUUUUUUAACAUUUGUAACACUUAUAAAAAUCUGCAAAACCUUGCUGAGAAGAUCUUUACAAUGUUUUCAGAAAGUUCAGUGCAAAUCUCUGAUCCUCGACAAAUUCCAGCAGAGAUGACGAGGUUUUUGUUUUAGCAGACAUAUCUACUGCUGACGCUGGUGAAACGGGCCAAACAGUCGCGUCUUGGAGGUUGUUUGAGGUUCUGAGGUUGGUUUUGAUACCAAGAAGGCGACAUUGGUCAGAUAGCGAACACUUAGUUGUGUCUUUGUGAAGAAAAUAGACUAAACUGACACUCAAACAUCCCGCGAUUGACUUUAUUUUUGGGUUGCUGGAAGGGAAACUUGAAUCAUACAAGUAAAAGCAAACAGAGACUGGAAGUAAAAGUGCAACUUUCUGGUUAAUUACUGGCAGCAAAAUCUGCUAAACUAAGAGGAAAUGUGCGUUGAUGUCGUGGAUUUCUGUGGUUACAUGGAGGAAUCAUACCGCAAAAACAGAAAAGCGUCGAAAAAUGUGACUAAACAAAGUAAAUGAAACACUUUCCAGCCAAGAAAUCCAUUUAAAAUCUGUAUUUACAACGUGACUAGAAGAAGAAGAACUGUAAACGCCACCAGUGUAGAAUGUAAACAGGUGAAAAGGCCUCAGAUGAGAUCAUUUGCUGUUUUCUCUGCGUCGGCUUUUACUGCAUUUUAAAUCAACCUCAUACAUUUGAAGAGCAUUAGGGGGGAUUUCAGCCAACCAGCUCAAUGCACUAUGGUUUCUAUGGCAACCGUAGGCCACGCAAUCGUUACGGGAUGGAAAAGCCUUGCACGUGGAAGGGAGCCUCUGAUUUGGUCAUUUUCAUGCAUUUUCCUUUUCCUUUUUUUCAGAAAUAUACAUCAUGCAUAUAUGUGUGCGUGUGCGCAGCAGUGGAAGGAAAAAGUUCUGAUACAUCUUUGAUUAAGUAGCAAUAGCUUAAAUGUUUUUAAAGAGAAAAGCUGUAAAAAGUUUAACAUCCAGAGUUAAAGCAGGACCUAUGUGAGCUGGAAAAGACAUUGAAAGAAAGAAGGAAGGAAAAUGUAGGAAGUUAGAAGGACUAGACAUUAAAAUCGUACCUCAUCGUGACUAGAAAAUCUGAAUUUGCAAACUAAUUUGUCAAAUAAACUCAAAUGUGUUCCAUGAUACCAGCAACCUAAAGCUGCACAGUGAUCAUUCGAAUGAACCGUCUUCCUUCCACCUGCGCAUGUCUGCAGGUAUAUGCAUGUAUAUAUUCGGUCAUCUCAGCCAUCCAUCUGCCAGAUUUUCAGUUCCGUCCAUGGGACACACAGCGUUUUCCUCCCAGCACUUGUCAAACCGUAGCAGAAACAAACAGUCGAGGAGCGUCGUGUGUCGCCUGGUUUUGGUUUUUUCUUCCUCUCUUGACUCAGUAACUUGCAUGUCCGUGGUUGGGUGAACCUGUAGUCCUGUCUUUUUGGUCAAGUGGAAACAAAAAAAAAAAAGUAAAAAUAAAAAAUAAUAAUGAUUUCUCAGUCUGCAUCCAUGGCAACUACAGUCGAUAUUUUCAUCCCAUGUCUCGCCGCCGCUACUUCCACACCACACGUUUCAUUUCAGACAAACAAAAAGAUGAUAUGGAAAAUUGAUGCAUUCAAAAUUAUAUGUACUUGUAUAAAUGGUGCAACAGUAAUAAAAAUGUAAGAAAUUGACUUAAACUUGA